Molecule: messenger RNA, 291 nt
Organism: Cylindrotheca closterium
Lineage: Eukaryota; Bacillariophyta; Bacillariophyceae; Bacillariales; Bacillariaceae
Source: the annotation of a GenBank genome assembly
AUGGCGACUCGAAUUCUACCAUUGGAAUUGAUUGACAAAGCCAUUGGAUCCCAAAUGUGGAUCUUAUUGCGGGGGACGAAAGAGGUUGUUGGGACCUUGAGGGGCUUUGAUGAUUAUGUCAAUCUUGUGCUGGAUGAUGCCGUGGAAUACACACCUGAUCCAGACGAUAAGACCAAGGUCAUCAAGACCAAGUUGGAAACUGAAAUUUUGCUCAAUGGAAAUCAAAUUGCUAUUCUAAUUCCAAACGGAUCGGGGCCACCAGAAGAUUCAUUAGCGGCACAAUCGGGAUAG